Iphiclides podalirius (scarce swallowtail) is the source of this 708-nucleotide messenger RNA. Lineage: Eukaryota; Metazoa; Arthropoda; Insecta; Lepidoptera; Papilionidae. The record is from the annotation of a GenBank genome assembly.
AUGUCCAAUCUGUCGGAGAUAAUCAAUACUCAAAACAAGCUUGAAGAAAGUAUCUCAAAGCGAUUUGAUGAUCUCCAAGCUCAGAUCACUAACGCUGGGUCUUCAAAAGAUACAGUUGCGAAGGUUGCUGAGGAGCUUCGGAACUUCAGGGAGCUUAUUUUUGGCAUUCUCAGUCUCCUUCGCCAACAAAUAAGGGAAUGUGCCAGGCAAGUUGAUGACAUGGACACAAGGAGUCGCAGGAAAGCCCUCAUCAUAUCGGGUUUACCUGAGAAGGACAAUGAAGAUUGCUCCCAACUAAUCCUUGACGUGUUCAAUAAAAAGAUGGGCCUUAACAAUUUGUCCAAUUCAUCCAUCAAGGUAUGUCACCGACUGGGGGCACCUAGUAAAGAUCACCAUCGGCCCAUCUUAGUCCGGUUCACCAGCCUGGAUACCAGAACAGUAGUUUGGAAGGCCAAAACUAAACUGAAGGGCUCCUCAAUAGCCCUGAAGGAGUUCUUGACGAGAAUAAGGCAAGCAGUCUUCGCUAAAGCACGCCUGCAUUUCGGGAUGCGCUCCGUUUGGACGCAGAGUGGUAUCAUAUGUAUUAAAACGCCAUGCGGCAGCAACCAUAAGAUCACCACAGAAGAAGAGCUGUCCCAUCUCUUCGUCAAGUACCCGAAGUCUCCGGGCAAGUCUUCGUCAAAAGAAACCAACUCUGGUAGUAGAUCC